Molecule: messenger RNA, 1303 nt
Organism: Erigeron canadensis
Lineage: Eukaryota; Viridiplantae; Streptophyta; Magnoliopsida; Asterales; Asteraceae
Product: multiple organellar RNA editing factor 3, mitochondrial
Exons: 4
Coding region: 52-840 (262 amino acids)
Biological process (GO): mitochondrial mRNA modification; cytidine to uridine editing
Cellular component (GO): mitochondrion
Source: RefSeq, a predicted model, not a curated record
UAAAACCCUCACCACCGUGAAAAGGAAAAAAAAAAACAAAAGACAUCAUCAAUGGCGAUUGCCACCACAAGACGAACCCUAACCUCCCUCUUCACUCGAACCCUCUCCUCAUCAAAACCAUCUCCUUCUCGGUUCGCUCUGCCACUUCUUGACCUUCUUCAAACCAACCAAUCUCCAAAACCCACUCAAUACAUCCAUACCCGACUCAAAUCAUCCGGGUCGGGCUACUCACCGUUAAACGACCCAUCACCAAACUGGAGCAACCGACCACCAAAGGAAACGAUAUUGUUAGAUGGGUGUGAUUAUGAACAUUGGCUUAUUGUGUUGGAAUUCCCAACUGAUCCUAAACCUUCUGAGGAUGAAAUGAUUGAUUCUUAUGUUAAAACCUUAGCUGCUGUUCUUGGCAGUGAAGAAGAGGCAAAGAAGAAGAUAUACUCUGUUUCAACAUCAACUUAUACCGGAUUUGGUGCUUUGAUAUCUGAAGAGCUAUCCUACAAAGUCAAAGCUCAACCUGGUGUUCUUUGGGUUUUGCCUGAUUCGUAUCUUGAUGUUCCUAACAAAGAUUAUGGAGGAGAUUUGUUUAUCGAUGGGAAAGUCAUACCACGACCUCAGUACAGGUUCACUGACAGGCAGCAAAACAGUAGGCCACGUCCAAGACCUCGAUAUGACAAACGUCGUGAGACAAUGCAGACCAUACGUAGAGAGCCUAUUCAAAGAGAUGGUUGGGCCCAAGAUCAGCGAGGUACUGUAGCUCAACCAGCUAUGGGCCAGCAUCCACCUCAAAACGCUGGUGGAGGGUUCCUGCAGAACCAGAAUGGGUCACAAUGGUCAAGCAAUUGAUGCUUUCAUGGCCACUGGCGUUUCAUAAUGUUUAGAUAAGCUCAGUAAGUGGAUUUGUUUAGUGCCGUUGCUCGUUUUGCAUACUAUUUAUUUGUUGGCACUCGGCAUGGAAUCAAAAUUAUAGAAAAUUCAGUGUCAACAUUGAUCUAUAUUGUCUCAUAAUUCCAUUAUUACUCUUAACUGUCAAUGUAUCAGCACUUGAGAAACAAACACCUAUUAAUUCAAUGCUGCAGAAUUCAGUUUAGUUUGGAAAUAUAUUCAAGCUUAGACCUCCAUAAAGUGUGCUUGUUCUCUCCAGCGAUUUUUCCCAGAAGAAAAAAUGUCAGUUAAAUCUUUUGUACCAAUUUUGUUACAGCAUCUACUUAACUAAUUUUGCUUAUGCUUUAUUACACAUGGGUUUGAUAUCCGCAUAUGUAUACAUUAUGUUUAAUGAUAAUUGAUAUAUAGCUUUCACACAGACAAA